AUGGUGGGUCGAUUAUGGCUAUGGAAGAAUCAGAUUGGCGAUGCUGGUGCCCAUGCACUUUCUGCGGCACUCAAAGUGAACAAGACGUUGAUCAAGAUCGAUCUGAAUGGGAAUCAGAUUGGCGAUGCUGGAGCACAGGCGAUUGCUGAAACGCUCAAAGUCAACACGACGCUCGCUAACCUCGGUUUGCACAAUAAUAAGCUUGGCGAUGCUGGAGCGACUGCGAUUGCUGAGAUGCUCAAAGUGAACAAGAUGCUAACUUCGCUCAACCUGGAUAACAAUCAGAUUGGCAAUGCUGGAGCGCUGGCGAUCGCUGAGGCACUCAAAGUGAACAAGACCCUGACUUGGCUCAAGUAA
Messenger RNA from Capsaspora owczarzaki ATCC 30864, 357 nucleotides. RefSeq lists its product as hypothetical. Gene Ontology annotation, biological process: activation of GTPase activity; nucleocytoplasmic transport. Gene Ontology annotation, cellular component: nucleus; cytosol; perinuclear region of cytoplasm. The transcript has 5 exons. Gene Ontology annotation, molecular function: GTPase activator activity; small GTPase binding. The record is from RefSeq and is a predicted model, not a curated record. Lineage: Eukaryota; Filasterea; Ministeriida; Capsasporidae. Bases 1 to 357 code for a protein of 118 amino acids.